Echinops telfairi (small Madagascar hedgehog) is the source of this 1628-nucleotide messenger RNA. RefSeq names its product estradiol 17-beta-dehydrogenase 11. The coding region runs from base 99 to 1004 and encodes 301 amino acids. Gene Ontology annotation, cellular component: lipid droplet. Gene Ontology annotation, molecular function: oxidoreductase activity, acting on the CH-OH group of donors, NAD or NADP as acceptor. The record is from RefSeq and is a predicted model, not a curated record. The transcript has 7 exons. Lineage: Eukaryota; Metazoa; Chordata; Mammalia; Afrosoricida; Tenrecidae.
UGGAGCUCAGCUCUGCUGGAGCAUUUACUCCGGGUCCUUGAAACCAGCCAGCCCCCAAGCGAUUCCGGGGAACUGUAAGGGGUCGAGUACCCAACAAAAUGCUGAAACUCCUGCUAGACUGCCUUCUGCUUCUACCUUUCCUCAUCCUCUUCACCUUGGAAUCUUUCGUAAAGCUUUUUAUUCCUAAAAAGAGGAAAUCGGUCGCCGGAGAAAUCGUCCUGAUCACGGGAGCUGGACAUGGAAUUGGGAGACUGACUGCCUAUGAAUUUGCCAAACGUAAAAGCAAACUGGUCCUGUGGGAUAUAAAUAAGAAUGGAAUUGAAGAAACGGCUGAAGAAUGCAGGAAACUGGGUGCUAGGACACAUGCCUUUGUCGUAGACUGCAGUAAGCGAGAAGAUAUUUAUAGUGCAGCCAAGAAGGUGAAGACAGAAGUUGGAGAUGUGAGUAUUUUAAUAAAUAAUGCUGGUGUAGUCUUCACAGCAGAUAUAAUGGCUACACAGGACUCCCAGAUUGAAAGGACUUUUGAAGUCAAUGUACUUGCCCAUUUCUGGACCACAAAGGCAUUUCUUCCUGCAAUGAUGAAGAAUAAUCAUGGUCAUAUUGUCACGGUGGCUUCUGCAGGCGGACACAUUACGGUCCCCUUCUUAAUGGCCUACUGUUCAAGUAAAUUUGCUGCUGUUGGAUUUCACAAAAGUCUGACUGAAGAACUAGAAGCCUUAGAACGAACUGGAAUCAAAACAACAUGUCUCUGCCCGAAUUUCAUAAACACCGGCUUCAUCAAAAAUCCAAGUACAAACUUGGGACCCACUCUAGAACCCGAGGAAGUGGCCGAUAAGCUGAUGAACGGAAUCCUGACUGAGAAGAAAAUGAUUUUUAUUCCAUUCUCAUUGUGCAUUUUAACAAUAGUGGAAAGGAUGUUCCCUGAGCGCUUCCUGAGACUCUUAAGACGAAGGAUCAAUAUUAAGUUUGAUGCGAUUAUUGGAUAUAAAGCUAAAGGACAAUAAGUGCAUUUUCCUUUCUGGAAAACGGAUCGGUACAUGAUUUUUAAGUUCAUCAGUUAAUCAGAAUCUUACUGUGUAUGUGGGCUUCUGCUUUUCCUGACUCUUUUUUUCCUUCCUUAGCAUCUCUUGUGACUUUGGCAGUUGCCAUUACUAUGACUUGUCCUUUAGCUGAAGCUGAUUUCACAGGACACAAGAGAGAAUGGCACAAGAGUGAUUUUAUGGGGAGAAAACUUUUUUUUGCAAUCAUUUCCGAGAUUUCUGGCUCAUCUGAAUGCUUUGCAUAAUUGUACUACAAUUGUUAAAGAUAUAUUUUUAUCUCUAAUUACACUUACAUGUCAUGUUCUUUCCUGUUCUACAUGCACAGUCUACACAUCUUUUUCCAACAGCUCACUGCAACAAAUAAUGUGCACACACAUAUAAAUGGUGGCAAAAGUUCUGGCUCAGCGUAUCCACGAAAACACCACGCACAAGUGAAUUUCAGCCUCAUUAAACGUCGGCCUCUUUCAAUAGUCCAGCAUGGUUACUUUUGACCAUAUGUGUAUAAUCAAGGUGCGAGUCAUGGUGAAAGAAGUCAUGAUGUGAGUUUGGUAGUCCCCAGUAAUUGGAAAAUAAAUCGUUCGUACUGUG